AUGAUGCUGUUCCAGUAUCUUGUCAACACACUUGAAGCAGAUUUUGUGCCUCGCCAUAUUGCAUACAAAGAGUCACUAGACUGGGUGAUUUUCAGAGAGUCUCUCUUAAAUAUGCUUCUGGGAUCACGAAAGCUCAUGUUCAAAUCUUUUGUGAAGAACUGCAUGUUUAUUCUACUCAACCAGUAUUACCCUGAAGCUAAAGAUGAAGUUGAAGACAUCAUACCUUCUGAAAGAAAAGCUAAAUCAGCAUCUGAUCACGAUUUCUCGCUAAACUAUUCAUCCUUUGAGUCAGAAAGGACACUCGUUUCUCUCAGGAAAUUAUUUGUGAUGGUUAUGAAACUUGACUUGAUCAGGAAAGAAGCAGACACAUUAGGGCUAACUUCGAGAGCUGACGGGUUCAGAAACCCUAUCAUGGAAAUUAUUUUGGAUGAGCUAACCUACAACAGCAGUUAUUUAUCCCCAUUUCUCUUGGCCUUUGUGGAAGGGAAGUGGAAAUUGGAGAUUAUUCUGCAGUACUUUUCAAAAUAUUGUGGCAAGGGCCCAGACCGUACUCGAAGGAGGUCUGAUAAUUCACAAGAAGAUUUGAAACUGGAAAGUGUUCUGAGUUUCUUUUUGACAGCCACAAGCGCAAAUGCUAUUGUCAAAAAGAUGGGUGCAGAAAUUGCUCAGCUUCUCUUAACACAUGCUUACCAGGUGUGCCUUUCUGUUCAAGAUGUCACUAGCAAUUCUACUGCUACCUCCGAAAAAAUUGGAGCUACUCUCCAAGAGAUAUCUUCCAACUUCAUAUCGGCUUUUCAAAAUAUCAGAAAAGCUAGCCCGAAUAUCCAGAUGUCACUAUUCGAGAAAGAAGCUCUGUUUACUGCUGCAACGUUGAUUAGAAAAUUGAAGAGCGAAGAAAGAUAG
This is a messenger RNA of Miscanthus lutarioriparius, 903 nucleotides long. Lineage: Eukaryota; Viridiplantae; Streptophyta; Magnoliopsida; Poales; Poaceae. The record is from the annotation of a GenBank genome assembly.